Molecule: messenger RNA, 4890 nt
Organism: Orbicella faveolata
Lineage: Eukaryota; Metazoa; Cnidaria; Anthozoa; Scleractinia; Merulinidae
Molecular function (GO): calcium ion binding
Source: RefSeq, a predicted model, not a curated record
AAAUUAGCCUUUGUUUUCUUGUUUUCCUCAGAUUUGAACGAGUGUUCAAGUGAAUCACCAGCGUGCGACAUCAACGCAGCGUGCCUCAACACAGUGGGUUCAUUUUCAUGUGCCUGUAAUGGAGGAUACAUUGGAGAUGGCAAGAUUUGCCGAGAUCAAGAUGAAUGCUUAACAGACCGUGGAGGCUGUUCAGAGAAAGCAGAGUGUAUUAAUACACAGGGGUCUUACUACUGCCAAUGUUAUGAUGGUUAUUUUGGUGAUGGAACGACCUGCGAAGACAUCGACGAAUGCGCUUUACCUGGAGCUAAUAACUGUAAUUUUUACUCACGAUGUAACAACACGGAAGGAUCGUUCUCCUGCACAUGUAAUCGAGGCUACACUGGGGAUGGCUUCACUUGUUCAGAUCUUGAUGAAUGUACUGUGGGUACACACAACUGUGGUGAAAAUUCUAAUUGCAUCAAUGAUAUCGGUUCAUACUACUGUGACUGCAAGACCGGUUUCUUCGGUGAUGGUGAAAUUUGCGAAGAUAUUGACGAAUGUUUUGACGGUCUGUUAUGCGACAUCAACGCGGACUGUGAGAACACAGCAGGUUCCUUCAAUUGUUCAUGCAAGAAAGGUUAUACCGGGGAUGGAGAAACAUGCGAAGAUGUCGACGAAUGUGACACUAAUCAGAAUGAAUGUCAUACCAAUGCCAUCUGCACGAAUACUGACAGCAGUUAUGUUUGCCGCUGCUUAAAAGGUUAUCAAGGAGAUGGUCGGAUAUGUGAAGAUGUCGACGAAUGCGUUGAUGGUUCGGCCGAUUGUGGGACUGGAGCUGAGUGCAUUAACUUAAAUGGGACCUAUGAAUGCCAAUGCCUGCUGGGAUACCAGAAAUCUGGGAACAACUGUACAGAUAUCAAUGAAUGUGAAUCACCAGAGUCCAACAGUUGCGACAUCAACGCUCUGUGUACAAAUACAGAAGGCUCAUAUGUAUGCCGCUGCAAAAGGGGAUACGAAGGAGAUGGAACGAUUUGUAAAGACGUUGAUGAAUGUGCAUCAGGGUCGGCAGAAUGCGGGCCUGGAGCUGACUGUUUUAACCUAAAUGGAAGUUUUGCUUGUCAAUGCCGAGUUGGAUUUGAGAAGAUUGGUAACAACUGCACAGACAUUGAUGAAUGUGAAUCCGCCGUGUCCAACAAUUGCAAUGUAAACGCACUCUGCACAAACACAGAAGGCUCGUAUGUCUGUCGCUGCCAGAGAGGAUACGAAGGAGAUGGAAUCCUUUGCAACGACGUAGACGAAUGCGUUGCCGGCACAGCUGAGUGUGGGACUGGAGCUGAGUGUGCUAACUUAAACGGAAGCUUUGCUUGUCGAUGUCUGGCGGGAUUUCAGAAGUCUGGGAACGACUGUACAGAUAUUGAUGAAUGUGAAUCACUAGAGUCUAACGAUUGCGAUGCCAACGCGAUGUGUACAAAUACAGAGGGCUCAUAUGUCUGUCGCUGCAGAAGAGGAUACGAAGGAGAUGGAAGGUUCUGCUUAGAUGUCGACGAAUGUUCUGUUGACAUAGCCGCAUGUGGGACUGGAUCUGAAUGUGUUAAUUUAAACGGAACUUUUUCUUGUCAAUGCCUGGUGGGAUUUGAAAAGACUGGAAGCAACUGUACAGAUAAAGACGAAUGCGAGUCUCCAGAAUCAAACAAUUGCGAUGUAAACGCGCUCUGUACAAAUACAGAAGGCUCGUAUGUCUGUCGCUGCAGGAGUGGAUACGAAGGAGAUGGAAUCCUUUGCGAAGACAUUGACGAGUGUGCAUCAUCAGACUCCAACAAUUGCGAUGUAAAUGCACUGUGUACAAAUACAGAAGGCUCGUAUGUCUGUCGCUGCAAGAGGCGAUACGAAGGAGAUGGAUUAUACUGCAACGUGUCCGUUCCAACUCUUGUCUGUGAUCCCGAGUGUGACGUGAACGCUGAAUGCAAAGACUUUUCUGGUACUGCUGGCUGCAUGUGUAAGGCAGGAUUUGACGGCGACGGAGUAACUUGUACAGAUGUUGACGAAUGCGAUUCUCCAGGCGCAAAUCAAUGCCACGAAAAUGCGAUGUGUACAAAUACCGAAGGCUCUUAUGUUUGCCGUUGCAAGAAAGGAUUUCAGGGAAAUGGAUUUACAUGUACACCGAAAGUGCCUCCAUUUGUCUGCAAUCCCAAGUGUGAUGAUAACGCUGACUGCAAAAACUUCACCGGUACUCCUAGCUGCAUGUGCAAGGCGGGCUUUGAUGGGGACGGUAUCACUUGCACAGAUUUUGACGAAUGCAGUUCUUCAGGUGGUAAUCAAUGUCAUCAAGAUGCAAUGUGCACAAAUACAGAAGGCUCUUACGUCUGCCGCUGUAAAAAAGGAUUUGUAGGCAAUGGAUUCUCGUGUGCACGGGAAGAGCCCUCUUUUAUCUGCGAUCCCCAAUGUGACGUCAACGCUGAUUGCAAGAACUUUACUGGAACCCCAGAAUGCAUGUGCAAGGCGGGAUUUGAUGGAAGUGGAAUUACAUGCACGGAUGUUGAUGAAUGUUCCCUUCCUGGUGGUAGUGUAUGUGACCCCGACGCUCUGUGUACAAACACUGAAGGAUCCUACAUCUGCCGCUGUUUACGAGGUUUUGAAGGAGAUGGCAGAAACUGUACAGAUGUUGAUGAAUGCGCAAGUUCUGACGGAAAUACCUGUGACGUGGAUGCAAUGUGUACCAACACUGAGGGCUCUUACGUUUGUCGCUGCCUAAGAGGCUUUACUGGAGACGGAAAGUCUUGUAGUGCUGUUGACGUGGGGGCUUGCAAUCCCCCUUGCACUGGAAACAAGGUGUGUCAGAAUUUCAGUGGAGAUCCCGAAUGUGUCUGUGCAGAUGGUUUUAGUGGUGAAGACAAUUGUACAGAUAUCGAUGAAUGUGCUGAUGACGAAAACGACUGUGACACUAAUGCGCUGUGUACCAACACUGAGGGGUCAUACAUUUGUCGCUGUCUAAGAGGAUAUGAAGGCGAUGGUAGAAACUGUGUAGCCAUCACGCCAAGCUGUUCUCCAUCAUGUGGUGCGAAUGCGUUCUGCCAGGAAGGUGUUUGUGUUUGUAAUGUUGGUUACCUAGGUGACGGAUACAACUGCACAGAUGCUGAUGAAUGUGCAAGUCCUGAAACAAACAGUUGUCACUCAAACGCCAUGUGUACCAACUCUGAGGGCUCUUAUGUUUGUCGCUGUCUAAAAGGAUACGGUGGAGAUGGGAGAAACUGUACAGAUAUUGAUGAGUGCGGAACUCCGGCGACAAUCGAAUGUGAUCCAAACUCCAUGUGCACCAACACGGAAGGCUCGUAUGUCUGUCGCUGUUUUAAAGGAUAUGAGGGUGAUGGACGGACAUGUACAGACGUUGAUGAAUGUGCGAGCCCCGAAUUAAACGAGUGUGAUCCCAACGCCAUGUGUACUAACACUGAAGGAUCCUAUGUCUGUCGCUGUAUAAAGAAUUUCGAGGGUGAUGGUAGAAACUGCACAGACAUUGAUGAAUGUUCAAGUCCUGAAACAAACGAUUGUGACCUAAACGCUAUGUGUACCAACAUUGAAGGAUCGUAUAUUUGUCGCUGUAAAAGGGGUUAUUUUGGUGAUGGUGCAAACUGCGCAGAUUUUGACGAGUGUGCAAGUCCUGAAACGAAUGAAUGUGACCCCAAUGCUCUGUGUACCAACACUGAAGGAUCUUAUGUUUGUCGCUGUGUAAAAGGCUACCAGGGUGAUGGAACAAACUGCACAGCUGUUUCACUUGGUUGUUCGCCAUCUUGUGGUCCAAACGCUCUUUGCCAGGAAGACACUGGAGCCCCUGUGUGUGUGUGUAAUGUUGGUUACCAAGGUGAUGGAUACAACUGCACAGAUUCCAGUGAGUGCGAUAAUUCCGAGAGUAACAGUUGUGACCCCAACGCCCUGUGUACCAACACUGAAGGAUCGUACAUCUGUCGAUGUACCCGAGGGUACGAAGGAGAUGGUAGGAUCUGCACAGACAUUGAUGAAUGCGCUAAUUCUGAUGAAAAUGACUGUCACCUCAACGCCAUGUGUACGAACACUGAAGGAUCUUAUGUUUGUCGUUGUAAAAAGGGAUAUACUGGAGAUGGUAGAAACUGCACAGAUCUUAAUGAAUGUGCGGGCCCAAAUGAAUGUGACCUCAAUGCCUUGUGCACCAAUACAGAGGGCUCUUACGUCUGUAGAUGUGGAAAAGGUUUCGAGGGCGAUGGAAGAAAUUGUACAGCUGUUAUACCCGGUUGUUCCCCAACUUGUGGUCCAAACUCUUUCUGCCAGGAAGACGCUGGAGCCCCUUCGUGCAUUUGUAAAGUAGGUUACCAAGGUGACGGAUACAACUGCACAGAUCUUGAUGAGUGCGAGACUUCUGAGGAUAAUGAAUGUGAUCCUAAUGCCCUGUGUACUAACACCGAUGGCUCUUAUAUUUGUCGCUGCACACGAGGUUACGGAGGAGAUGGCAGAGUGUGCAUUGAUGCCGAUGAAUGCGCAAGUUCUGAAACAAACGAAUGUCACCUAAACGCCGUAUGUACCAACACUGAAGGAUCGUACGUCUGUCGCUGUAAGAAGGGGUAUAGUGGGAAUGGUAAAAACUGCACAGCUGUUAUACCUGGUUGUUCCCCAUCCUGUGGUCCAAAUGCUUUCUGCAGUGAAGACGCUGGUCUCCCUGCCUGUGCUUGUGAUAAUGGUUUCCAAGGCGACGGAUACAACUGCACAGAUCUCAAUGAGUGCGAAGACAUCGAGGGCAACGAAUGUGACCCUAACGCGAUAUGUACCAAUACCGAAGGAGCUUACAUUUGUCGCUGUAUUCGUGGUUACGAAGGAGACGGCAGGAUCUGUGCAGACGUCGAUGAAUGCGCAAGUCCUGAAACAAACCAAUCGGGAAAUCCCUAG